AUGGCUAGCCCACAGGUUCUCGUGUUCGAUGCUGAGGGCCGCCCUGUGAAGUUUGACACCUGGCUCGAUGAUCUGCACCUCUACCUACAACUCAGAGCCAAGGAUGACAUCUCACUGUACGAUCACGCCCUAGGCCAUGUCACUGCCCCUGUUGCUACUGCUGACAGCACUGCUCGCUCACAGUGGCAGACUCGUGAUGCCCACGCUCGCUUCGCUAUUCGCAAGUCCUUGCCGAUAGACGAACGCGAGCACUUUGGCCAGCACAAGACUGCACAGGCACUGUACACAGCUGUAGUUGCUCGCUACUCCUCACCUGCCUCUGCCGCAUUAGGCCGUCUCUCCCUCCCCUACCUGUUUCCCGACCUGGCAUCUUUUCAUACAGUCGCUGACCUCAUCACACACCUCCGUACUAGUGAGGCCCGCUUCCGUGCCGCCAUGCCUGCUGAGUUCCUUGCCACGCACCCCCCUCCACUCUGGCUCACUCUCUACCACCUAGUCACCCGCCUCCCUGACACACUUCGUGCUGUCAGGGACCACUUCCUAGCUCGCUGCCCCAUUGAGCUCACCAUUGCCCUCCUCGAGAAGGAGCUACUUGCAGCCGAGACUAGCAUAGUCGCUGUAGGUGCCUCUCGUGGCGACCCCCGUACCCCGUUCUUUGAGGGGUGUUCUCCUUCCCCCCUUCUUCCCUCUGUCGCCUCUGCUGCUGCUGUCGACCUUCUUGGUGCUAAGAAGGUCGGCGCUGCGCCUGCCUCGAGUGGGCGCCGCAGCGGCAAGGGCAAAGGGGGCAAGGGUGGUGGCGGUGACGGCGGGGGAGGCGGCGGUGGGGGUGGUGGAGGCGGUGGUGGUGGUGGCUCGGCUGGAGGGGCGAGUGGUAGCGGUUGGGGUGGUGGCGGCAGCGGCGGGGGAGGUGGCACGGGCGGAGGCGGUGGUUGGGGUGGAGGUGGACGCGGCGGCGGCAGGGGUUGGGGUGGUCGAGGAGGUGGCAGCGGUGGUGGUGGCCGUGGAGGCGCUGGUGGUGGCCAGGGCCAGCAGCACACUCCUUCGCCCCAGGAGGUCCGUGAGUGGUACUCUCAGCACGGGGGUGGGGUUGGUCUUAGCUGCACGUACGUCAUUCGCACUGGUGACUGCACUGGUCAGCAGUGUGGACGACCGCACGCCACACAGCGCUGCUUCGCUCGUCUCGAUGACGCUUGGCGUGUUCGGUUCCCUCAGGCCACUGAGCUGCCCCGCUGGAUUGAUCUCCUGAAGAAGGGGAUUGAUAUCUAUGCUCUAGACUUUGAUGCUAUUCUAUCUGCCAUGUAUGUGAUGUCUAAUAGUGGAGAGGGUGCUGAGUACUUGUGUGUGCCGCCCGACCCGGGCAUUAGGGCCAGUGCGUCUGCCGCUCCAGGUACUUGCGUGUCGGCUACCCCAGGUGCUGGUGAGGCUGCUGCUCUAGGUGCUCGUGUGUCUGCCCCCCUUGGUACUGAGUCGACUGCAGCACUGCACACCUUCACACUGGACUCAGGUGCUUCUCGCUGCUUCUUUCGUGACCGCACUGCCCUUGAGUCGCUUGCUCGGCCAGUUGCUGUCUCCCUUGCUGACCCCUCUGGGGGUCCGGUCAUUGCGACCUCUUCCAUUGUCCUUCCCUGUCCUGCGGUCCCGUCGGGCACACUGUCAGGUCUCCACCUCCCCUCGUUCUCUACGAACUUGGUGGCAGGAUGUGCGCUCCAGGACGGGGGUAUUCACAAGUUCACCCCUGCCUACGAGCGCGUGACACACUGUACGUGUGCUCGUACGGGCCGUCACUUGGCUACCUUCACUCGGCAGCCGGGGUCGGACCUGUACACACUGACUACUGAGUCCCCUCAGGUUGCUGCGUCUGCGUCUGCGUCCGCGUCAGGUCAGCUGUCCGCCCCCUGCUCGUGUCGCUCUCUGGCACACGAGACUGUCCUCUGGCACCACCGCCUUGGCCACCCGUCUGUGCAGCGGCUUCGUGCCAUGCACUCCCGGUACCUUGUCUCUGGCCUGCCCAAGGUCCUUCCUGCCCUCCCACCCUCGCCUGCUCCUACCUGUCUCCCCUGUGUCGAGGGAAGGCAGUGCGCCGCUCCUCACUCCUCCUCGUUUCCCCCGACGACUGCUCCCUUGCAGACACUCCACAUGGACGUGUGGGGCCCAGCCCGCAUCCGUGGUCAGGGUCAGGAGAGGUACUUCCUGAUAGUUGUUGACGACUACUCGCGCUACACCUCGGUCUUCCCCUUGCGCACCAAGGGUGAGGUCCCUGAUGUCUUGAUCCCUUGGAUCCGCAGAGCCCGUCUCCAGCUCAGCGAGCGUUUUCACUCGGACUUUCCUGUCCUGCGCUUGCACUCUGACAGAGGUGGUGAGUUCUCCUCCGACCUCUUGGCAGCCUACUGUGCUGAGCACGGCAUUGAGCAGUCGUUCGCGCUUCCGGCCUCUCCACAGCAGAAUGGGGUUGCGGAGCGCCGCAUUGGCCUGGUCAUGGAGGUCGCCCGUACCUCCUUGAUCCAUGCGGCUGCCCCCCACUUUCUGUGGCCGUUUGCGGUCCGGUACGCUGCGCAUCACCUCAACCUCUGGCCCCGUGUCUCCUUGCCGGAGACCUCGCCCACGCUGCUGCGGACGGGGGAGGUUGGUGAUGCGUCGCGUUUCCGGGUCUGGGGAUCUCGAGCUUUUGUCCGCGAUACGUCUGCGGACAAGCUCUCCUCCCGUAAUGUUCCCUGCGUCUUCCUCGACUUUGUCCCGGACGCGUCUGGUGCUGCUGUUGCAGACCCCCUCCCCCCUCAGGGUGCCGCUCCCUCAGGUGUGUCUCAGGUAGACCCGGUUGAGCCUGUUGAGGUAGUUGUCGACUCUCGUCCUGCUGGGGGUGUUGAGCCUGGGGGUGCUGAGCCUGGGGGUGUGGAGCCUGGGAGUGCUGAGCCUGGGGGUGUGGAGCCUGGGGGUGUGGAGCUUGGGGGUGCUGAGCUUGGGGGUGCGGAGCCUGGGGGUGCUGAGCUUGGGGGUGCUGAGCUUCGGGGUGCUGAGCCGCAGAGUCCGGAGUCUGGGGGUUCUGGGUCUGGAGGUACUGGGCCUGGGAGUCCUACACCUGGAGGAGCCCUCUCCUCAAAGCAGCUGCGUGAGUGGUACUUACAGUACUGCAGCCUGCGGAGAGGUGCCGCUCGAGCCAAACGUGCUGCUGGGAUUGGUGCUAGUGCUUCUUCUCCCAUUCGGGAGCUCACCUCCCGUGAGCGGAUCCGUGAGUGGUACGAGCGGCGCUGCACUCUUCGGAGUGGCGUGCCUCGUGUUGCGGACCCCGCUGCCGUUGGAGCUGCUGCUGGUGCUGAGGACCCGGGCGUUGGAGCUGCCGCUGGUGCUGCGGACCCGGGUGUUGGAGCAGCUGCUGGUCCUGAGGACCCGGGCGUUGGAGCUGCCGCUGAUACUGCGGACCCGGGAGUUGGAGCUGCUGCUGGUGCUGAGGACCCGAGUGUUGGAGCUGGUGCUGGUGCUGAGGACCCGGGCGUUGGAGCUGCUGCUGGUGCUACGGACCCGGGUGCUGGAGCUGCUGCUGGUGCUGCAGACCCAGGUGUUGGAGCUGCUGUUGGAGCUGCGGACCCAGGUGUUGGCGCUGCUGCUGGUGCUGCGGACCCUGGUGCAGGUGUCCCUGCUGGCUCUGGUGUCGCUGCACAGUCCCGGCCGUACUUCGUUCCGCUCCUUCAGCAGGUUCUUGGCACUCACCGGAUGGCGCUUCGUCCGUCCACUGCUCCACAGCGUGUCCCACUGCCGUCUCCUCCUGCUUCCUCUCUUCCUGCUCUUGCUGACCCUGAGUCCGACUCUCUUCGUGCUGCCAGUCCUACUGUCACGCGUCUCCUGUCUACUGUUGUCACUAACCCUUCCUUUGAGUCUGCUACUGCGUCUGCCUUAGUUGCUGAGCUUGUCGACUUUGCUGCCACCUGUCGUCUAGACUACGCUGCUAGCCUAGUUGCUGAGUCUGAGUCUGUCUGCUAG
Messenger RNA from Closterium sp. NIES-65, 3975 nucleotides. NCBI's taxonomy places the organism in Eukaryota, Viridiplantae, Streptophyta, Zygnematophyceae, Desmidiales, Closteriaceae. The record is from the annotation of a GenBank genome assembly.